AUGUCGGAGAUCUGUACAUUUCCAGCUGAUCCAGACAUUGCAGGAAUCGGUGUGUUGCUGUCCUUCUUCGUUUCCGUCACGCUCUCGUUUCUUCUCGCCGUGUACGGCUUCUACUUCAUCAAAGGAAGCUACGUCCCGGAUCAACUCACUACACUGGACAUUGUUCCUGCAGGACCGGUAAAUACCUUGAUCGAGAACUUAUUCCACGACCACAAGCCGCUCAUCACUCGAGAAGUCUUCCGAGAAGUCAUCCUUCUCUUCAGCGACCAGCAGUUGAUCAAUGGACUGGCCAUCCUGACUGUGGCGUUCUGUAGGUUCGAGUCGAUCACCCAGUAUCACUUUGCUGUGGCAUCGUGCUUGGCGAACAUGGCUCUGGUCGUGCAGUUUAUUGCCAGCGACAUUCUCGGCGAGUUCUUGGGGCAGAGACCAGAGAUGAUCUGGUGGCGGGCAUCUGCCUUUGUCACCCUCGCGGUGCUGUCUACACUCACCCUAAUUUCAUGCAACAGCAAAUACUUUCUGCGUUCCUUUGGAUCGGAGAUGGCUUGUCUGUGGAACAAGAGCUCGGGAAAUCAUGCGGUGCGCCUAGCCCCAGACACAGUCGUGUACAUGAUACUCUCGCUUUGGGGCAUCAUAGACGUCCUGGGCCAAUACUUCCCCGUCAUCACCGACAAUCGUCUGUUCAGAGGGGUAGAGACCUGGAUCGUCGGCUGCCUACUUUUACCACGACGUUACUACAUCCGCAUGGAACAGUCCGCCAAUGCAUCCAUUGCUCGCAUCAUUCUACGCGCCGCACUCCGCGGGCUCGCAUUCUGCAUCUUCGUUAUCAGCGAGAUCCUUGGCUCAGAGGCGCUGGAGCUCAUCCGCAACUGGGCUAUGCUGCUGGCCAACGUUAUCGAAGUCUACUCCCUCAGGUAUACGGCUUCUAAGAACGGGAGACAGGGGAACGAGGAUACAUGGGAAUUUGGGCAAGCUGUCCCCAUGUUCAUGCUGAUCCUGCCCCUUUGCACACUGUUCGAGCUGUACUGGAUAACGAAGAACAAGUUCCUCCACGACCAGCAGGACGACGCAGAGCGUCCACAAUUAGACGACGAAGCAGCAUCAAUGACUACAACAAUCGCGAGUAGCGGCGAUAGCUUUUCCAGCCGCCAGCGACUCUGUGCACUCCUCUUCGAAGGCUCGCACGUAUCGUCUUCCUCUCUAGGCCACACUCGUGUCGCGGCUCCAGAGCUUUCCAUAGCAGCCGGCACGAACCCGGGGAACUAUUACUUCAGUUGUCCUGCGGCCAAGAUGGGGCCGACGGAUCUUGAAGAUCAAAUUUAUAGUUGCUUGUGGUUUCGCGUGCUUCUGAGGCUCUUCAUGACGGGACUGUUUGUGGGGUUGACGGCGUUGGCAUGUCUUGGGUAUGCUGUCUAG
Zasmidium cellare ATCC 36951 is the source of this 1413-nucleotide messenger RNA. RefSeq lists its product as uncharacterized. The transcript has 3 exons. The record is from RefSeq and is a predicted model, not a curated record. Lineage: Eukaryota; Fungi; Ascomycota; Dothideomycetes; Mycosphaerellales; Mycosphaerellaceae. The coding region runs from base 1 to 1413 and encodes 470 amino acids.